Lates calcarifer (barramundi perch) is the source of this 1463-nucleotide messenger RNA. RefSeq names its product NACHT, LRR and PYD domains-containing protein 3. The record is from RefSeq and is a predicted model, not a curated record. Bases 392 to 1336 code for a protein of 314 amino acids. The transcript is spliced from 5 exons. NCBI's taxonomy places the organism in Eukaryota, Metazoa, Chordata, Actinopteri, Centropomidae.
GCAUCUGUAGGUUUAAACAAAACCAGCCACAACAUGAAAACCUUCCACCUUAGGUCCCCCGUGUGUCACCAAAACAGCUCGGACCCAUCGGGACAUGUAUCAGGACCUCUUGGGGUGUCAGAUGGUGUCUGGGACCGGGAGAUUGGUAGUGGAUUCUUUGGGUCCUGUGGGUUGUGGGGUGGGGCCUCCGUGGAUCUGGUCUGAUCAAACAUGUCAUUCCCCACUUCAUGUGGCUCAUAGUUUCCCAGCAACCAGGAACUCAUAGCCUCCCACGCUUUUCCCGGCAACGUGUUACCGCUGAACACUCUCUCAUAUGGAAAGAAAGCACCGAUCAAGAAUGAAUGACCUGGAAGUUUAUCACUGAGAUCUACGUGGAUCUAUACAGACAGAAAUGGCUGAUAACAAGAGGAAGCGACCUGACUCUCUGAUGUCUGAUAAGUCCUUUGAGCUCCCAGACAGUUCCUGCAGUGAGCCGUCAACCAGUUCACAGACUAGUCCAGCCAAGUCCACUGGUCCCAGCAAUGCCUCUUAUAAGAGUGAUGCUUCCAAGUACCAGCCCUUAAAUUUUCCUCUUUUGGAAAAACAAAGCCAGCUGACUGAAGAGGCGUCCAGCUAUUCAGUGUGUAAGGAAGAUUUAAUCUGUGAACACUGGUCCCAGUCAGAUUCACCAGUAAACUACCUCUGCCCCAAAUGUGGAAACAAACAUGGAAAAGAUCCUGAACACCAGAGAGAUACCGAGGAAUACACCAGUGACAACCAUCUUUCGAAAGCAAAGAAGAAUUUUAAAGAGGCAAUGAGAAGUAAAUCAAGUUUGACGUAUGAAGAUCAUGGUGACCAACAGACUUUACUGAACAGUAUCUACACAGAACUCUACAUCACCACUGGCGAGAGCGGAGGGCCACAUAAAGAGCAUGAAUUCCGGGACCUUAAACGUAAACUGAAAAUGAAGCAAUCCUCUGAACAUUCAGUCAGCCUCUGUGACAUCUUUGAAUCUUUGCGUGACCAAGAGAAACCCCACAGAACAGUCCUGACAAUGGGCAUUGCAGGCAUUGGAAAAUCAUUUGCUGUGCACAAAUUCAUUCUGGACUGGGCUGAUGAGAAAACAAACAAAGAUACUGAUUUUGUUUUCUGUCUUACUUUCCGAGAGAUGAAUUUGAUUAGAGGUGACAAAAGCUUUCACAAGCUCCUGACUAAAUUCCAUCCUGCACUCCGAAAUUUGAAAGAUUCAGAGGAUUACUUCAAAACCAGGGUCAUAGUGAUCCUGGACGGCUGGAUGAAAGCAGACUUCAACUGGACUUUGAGAACAUUAAGACGGUGUCGUCGGUCAGUGAAGUAACAUCUUUGGAUAAUCUCCUAGCAAACCUCAUCAAGGGUAACCUUCUUCCUGAUGCAAAACUCUGGAUAACUUCCCGUCCAGCAGCAGCCAGUCAGAUCCCAGCAAAGUAUGUUGACCUGGUGACAGA